Molecule: messenger RNA, 1107 nt
Organism: Synchiropus splendidus (mandarinfish)
Lineage: Eukaryota; Metazoa; Chordata; Actinopteri; Syngnathiformes; Callionymidae
Gene: sarnp
Product: SAP domain containing ribonucleoprotein
Exons: 11
Coding region: 81-716 (211 amino acids)
Biological process (GO): poly(A)+ mRNA export from nucleus
Cellular component (GO): nucleus
Source: RefSeq, a predicted model, not a curated record
AACGAAUCUCGAGCGCUGCUGGCGCUCAGAAGCCGCCUUGUGAUUGGAGGGUCGCGGUGACGUCACAUCAACAGAGCAACAUGGCCGACGUGGUGGAGCUACACAAGCUCAAGCUGGCAGAGCUGAGGCAGGAGUGUGAAGCCAGAGGUCUGGAUGUGAAGGGAAAUAAAGGAGAACUCAUCGCUCGCCUGCAAGCCUAUCUGGAGGAACAAGAGGACGAUGUGGAUGUUGAGGAUGUGCUGGCAGAAGAUCCAGAAGAGUUCACUAAAGUGGAGACAGAGCAAAGCAUGAAAGAGGACAAAGAUGCUGAGUCUCUGGAAGCUGAGCUUGUACCUGAGAGAAAAGUGGUUAAGAUCACUACACCACUGUCUCCCACUGAACGAUUGCAGAAAAGAGCGGCACGAUUCAACAUUCCUGCAUCACUUGAAGGCAAGAAGGCUGUGCGGGCUGCAAGGUUUGGGUUGCCUAGCAACACAUCAGGUCCUCCUGCUGGGCAGAUUGCCAACAGCAAAGCUCCUGUCAACACUGAGCAGCUAAAGAAGAGGGCUGAGAGGUUCGGCAUGAACGUGUCUUCCAUCUCACAGAAGAUCGAAGACGACGAAAAGCUGAAAAGGAGGAAGGAGAGAUUUGGGAUCUUAACAAGUAGUGGAGCGGCUGGUGCGCCUGACAUCGAGGCGAAGAAGCAGAAGCGGGCAGAACGUUUUGGAAAAGUGUAAUUUUUUUCCCCACUCUUUUUGUUUUUCUCUUUGGUGGGAGGGUCCUUGAGACAUCACCAAUUGAUUGCCAGAUGGUCAAAAGGAAAUCACCUUUGCUUCGACAGCUGAAAGAAAAACGUUAUAUUUCAACUCCAUUUUGGAUGUGCAUGUUUGUUCUUAGUCAAGUGCUAACAUUCCGUUUCAUUAGAGGCAUUUGGAAAAUCUGAUUUAAAAAAAACAAAAAAUCAAAUCAAAUUUAGGUCAGGAUUAGAAAUGGCUUUAAAAUGACUGGUUUAGAAAAACAAUUGUGUCUCUUAGUGGCGGGGUUUUAUGUUGGAAAUACAAUGUGUGCCAUCGAGGGAUCUGUUUUAUAACCUCUGUAAUUUGAAAUAAAACGUUUGAUAUGAUUUGC